Anguilla anguilla (European eel) is the source of this 1014-nucleotide messenger RNA. It is a transcript of the gene c2h17orf67, whose product is annotated as chromosome 2 C17orf67 homolog. The transcript has 4 exons. Bases 357 to 629 code for a protein of 90 amino acids. The record is from RefSeq and is a predicted model, not a curated record. Lineage: Eukaryota; Metazoa; Chordata; Actinopteri; Anguilliformes; Anguillidae.
ACACCAUCUAGUGGUUAUGAGAAACACUGCAUCCUGCUAUACAAUCCAUAUAACUAAAUCGGCAUUAAUGCCGAGCAAGAUGACACAAAAGUUCACGCUGUCUGUCGUAUUGAUGAGGUCAUUCGUGCAAACGGCAGAAAAAAACAUUCUGACCCAGUUAUGAAAAAUAAAUCCACGACUGUAGACUACAUUGAAAACACCUGCUAGCGUAAAGCGUGCAACGGAGAGCAAACGUUGCCCACAUGUUUUCACAGCCGUGUGAAAUGUAGAGUGACGUAAGAACCGAUCUUACUUCUCACUUUCACAGAAAUACUUUUCAGUGCUAAAGAAGCAGACAGUGAAGAGGAACGGCGAAAAUGAACAAGUUCGCUGCGUUUUUUCUGUGUCUGGCCUUGCUGGUCGUCCUAACAGAUGCCUCUCCCAUCAUCAAAGAGAAUCUAGCCAAGCAGCUUCUCCGAAGCAAGCGACAGGAGCAGCCCAGAAAGGCGGGCUACACCGACGAGCCAAUGAGGGAGCACAUGCUGCAGAUGCAGAGGCUGGAGCAGAGGGCUCGUGAGACCAACCUGGAGCACUGGCUCAAUCCCCACUGCUACCCUCACUGCGACAGGAACUAUGGCCACCCCGUGUGACCCUAAGGACCGCUACACCAAGUGUCAACACAGAGGGACUCUGAAGCUAACAAGAUGAAGAUGAAGCAUUUCGGAUAUGCCAAUAAGAAGCAUUCAAGCGUGUCUAGGCGCUCUCUGCUUCGUCCUUAUUCGUAAAUGUGUCGGCCAUUGUGUCCUCAGCAGGGAUGCUGUCCAGCCACGUAUAGAGUAUAUAUUUAAUAUUAAUUCAAGGCAAUGCUUUAGUACACUAGGACACUAGUAGAUCCCUAUCUGAACUUUGUUGUGCUGCCAUUAGGAGGGCAAGUGGGGACUCUGCUGAAUAUAGAGAGGAGCAAGAUAUCUAGACAUUAUGUUUAAUAUGUUUAGCCCACAAUAAGUGCUUUUAAAAAUAUGAACUAAUAAAAUG